Messenger RNA from Rhea pennata, 860 nucleotides. RefSeq names its product F-box protein 48 (gene FBXO48). The transcript is spliced from 3 exons. Gene Ontology annotation, cellular component: SCF ubiquitin ligase complex. Gene Ontology annotation, molecular function: protein binding. Lineage: Eukaryota; Metazoa; Chordata; Aves; Rheiformes; Rheidae. Gene Ontology annotation, biological process: SCF-dependent proteasomal ubiquitin-dependent protein catabolic process. The record is from RefSeq and is a predicted model, not a curated record. Bases 133 to 600 code for a protein of 155 amino acids.
GCCCGGCUUGGGCUGUCAACAACACCCGCUGCUCAUGGCGGAGGCAUUUAAAAACCAACGGAAACCGGCGGCGCGCGGUCAGUGCUUUCAUCACUCAGGCUUACUGAUCUAGUUUAACAAGAACUCAAAAGUAUGCAGAAAACGCCCAAGAGGAAUAAACAGUCAUUUGCUUCCUCUGAGGAACCAGCAGUUCUUCCUCUGGACAAGAAAAAAAGAGAAAGUCAAGAUGACUUUGUAGCACUUUUGCCUCCAGAAGUCUGCUUUCAAAUCUUCAAUGAACUUGACAUUCAGAGCCUGUGUAACGCAGCGAUGACAUGUAAGAGCUGGAAUCAUGCUAUUGAGAAUAAUGACUGUUUGUGGAGAAGUCACUGUUUAACCGUAAGGGCUGUCUGUCAACGAGAGAUUGAUUACGAUCGACUAAAUGGAUAUUCAUGGAAGAUCACAUUACUGAGAAACUAUUGGAAAAGCAAAGUCAAGCAAGAAUGGCUCAGCGGGAAAUAUAGUAACGUUCAUUCACGCAGCAGCUUGCCAGAGAAAAGCAUGUAUCCAAUGGAUGUUGAUACUUGGGGAGAAAUCCUGGAAGCAGAACUAGAGAGAUGAGAAAAUAGUAUAAGGUUCUUAAGUUGCAAGAACCAGCAUCAACAACUCACACAUGACAGACUGCCAAACUGUAAAUAUUUUGCCCUUUAAAUUACUUGUAUUUGCAAACAUGCAGUGAAAGCUUCUCAGAGAAAGAUAUAUUUACAUGACUUUUUUUUUACUUGCACUUUAUCAGAUUGACUUUUUGUAAAAUUCUACGUAAACCUAGAUAUUUUAAUUUUAUAUUGUAAAUUAUCUAUAUUGUUAAACAGAUGUUUAUG